CACAAAAUCCGUACAUUGGAGUACUAUGUUUUCUCUCGUUAUGUGUUUUGUUUAAUGAUGAGGACAUCAAUGGGCCACUCACACGUGCAAAGGCAAAAGCGUUGAAAGAGAAGCUUGUAACGUACUUGGAGAGCUACUUUGGAGCCAUGGACGUGGAGCUGUUUCGAGGGAAGCCAUAUAUGAUGAUUGUAUUUUUCCUUGUUAGAGUCGGAUUUGGAUUGUAUUUGUCUUUUAAAGAGGCUGAACUCGUUGGUUUGGAGGCAGACGAUUAUUAUUGAAUUUCAAAGGCUAUUGUCGAGUUCCCUUGAGGACUUUUGCCCUAAUUACUCUGUUGAGGAUUCUGGAGUGUUAGUGCGACUCUUAUCAGCUAGGUAUUCACCCUAGUUGUGGCGAGCUACCCAUAUUGAUUGCCCUUUAUUCCGAUUUGAAUCUGUCUGAUCGAUUCAUAUAUUGAUUGCCCUUGUUCACGAGUGAGUACUGUCCGAUCGAUUCCAUCCUAUCCGGUUCUUUUCGGUUCAAAUCAGUGGUGUAUUCUUAAGUUUGUAACAAAUCUUGAUAGUGUUCUUGGUGGUUCUUGGAGAUUCAUGUGUGAAUUCUUGAAGGUCUUGGCGUGUUCUUGAGUUUCUUGAGCCGCAAGAUAGAAGGUUGAGAUUGGUUCUUGGAAAUCUUGUAAUCCUUGCAUCGCAAGCAUGGAGGCCGCGCUGGAUGCUAUCAAAACCCAGCUGGAGAAGAUCGAUCGAGCUCAAGAGGAGCAAGCAACGAGGAUGGAGGCGGUGGAAGCAAGGCUCCAGCAGCCCGAAGCUAACCCUAACCUUGACCCUAGACCUCGACAAGAAGAAAGGGGAAGGGAAAAUCGAGCUCUUCCACCCCUGGUUCAUGAACUAAAGCGGCAUAUGCAUCGACAUUGACGUCUUGGAAUGCCUCGAGCUGAGAGGAAAGGGCGACAGUAGCAACAUGAAGAGGUAGAGGUCGAAGAAUUUGAUGAAGAAGACGAUAAGGGUUUUGAAGCGGAUAAUGAUCUUAAAAACCUCAAAGUCACGAUUCCACCUUUUCGUGGUACCACAGUCCACAAACCAUGAUGCCUAUUUGGAUUGGGAGUGGAAGAUGGAAUUGGUCUUAGACUGUCACAGUUACUCCGAAAAGAAGAAAGUGGUGUUGGCUACUCUAGAGUUUUCGGAUUAUGCUCUCGUUUGGUGGGAUUGGUUAUGCACGAGAAGGAGGAGGAACAGGCAGCAUCCCAUUGAAACAUGGGACGAGAUGAAGGGCAUAAUGAGGGAUUGGUAUGUGCUAAAUUCCCAUAUGAGAGACAUGUAUCAAAACCUUCAGCUUCUUCGGCAAGGUACUAAAAGCAUAGAAGAUUA
This is a messenger RNA of Linum trigynum, 1361 nucleotides long. NCBI's taxonomy places the organism in Eukaryota, Viridiplantae, Streptophyta, Magnoliopsida, Malpighiales, Linaceae. The record is from the annotation of a GenBank genome assembly.